UGAGUGGGCGGCUGCGCGUCGGGGGGCGACGGGAAGGGUGGAGAGAGGAUCUAUGUGAGAAUGACCAUGUUCUUGUGUCUCUUAUACUUCAUAUCUGGAUCUCAAAGUAGCUGUAGUUUGGGGGAGACCAGUGAAUAUCCUGCUCCGUUAUGAGAAGCAUUCACCAACAUAAAGCAAUCUGGAAGAAGAUUUCUCUUAAGAAAAUCAAAGAGCAUAGAAUCCUUUAAUAAAGCAGAAGACAUUGAGAAUUUCAUAAGCUUUUGGCUGUCCGAGUCUUAAAAGAAAUGAACCGUUACACAAUUAUGAAACAACUAGGUGAUGGCACCUAUGGCAGUGUGUUGAUGGGGAAGAGCAACGAGUCAGGAGAACUUGUGGCUAUCAAAAGAAUGAAAAGAAAGUUCUAUUCAUGGGAUGAAUGUAUGAAUUUGAGAGAAGUCAAGUCUCUGAAGAAGCUAAACCAUGCCAAUGUAAUAAAAUUGAAAGAAGUCAUACGAGAAAAUGACCACCUUUACUUUGUAUUUGAAUAUAUGAAGGAAAAUCUCUAUCAGUUAAUGAAGGAUAGAAACAAGUUGUUCCCUGAGUCAGUCAUCAGAAACAUGAUGUAUCAGAUAUUACAAGGGCUGGCCUUUAUCCACAAACAUGGAUUUUUUCAUAGAGAUAUGAAGCCUGAAAACCUUCUCUGUAUUGGACCAGAACUUGUGAAAAUAGCAGACUUUGGUUUGGCUAGAGAACUAAGAUCUCAGCCACCUUACACAGAUUAUGUUUCUACCAGGUGGUACCGUGCUCCUGAAGUUUUGCUGAGAUCAUCUAUCUAUAGCUCACCUAUUGAUAUGUGGGCAGUUGGCAGCAUAAUGGCUGAAUUAUACACACUAAGACCUCUUUUCCCAGGCACAAGUGAAGUAGAUGAAAUCUUCAAAAUUUGCCAAGUACUGGGGACUCCAAAGAAGAGUGACUGGCCAGAAGGAUACCACCUUGCUUCUGCCAUGAAUUUCCGUUUCCCACAAUGUGUCCCUAUAAGCCUAAAAACUCUCAUCCCAAAUGCCAGCAAUGAAGCAAUACAGCUUAUGAGUGACAUGCUAAACUGGAAUCCAAAGAAGAGACCUACAGCAAGUCAGGCUCUGAAGUAUCCUUACUUUCAAGUUGGCCAAAUUUUAGGACCUCCUCCUCAGUAUCUGGAGAAGCAGACUCCUAUUAAACCGGUUCAGCCAACAGAGCCAAAGCCAGCUUUUCCUAAACUGGAAGCUAUAUCCAAGCCAGAACCUCUGUCUUCACCUGAUUUACCUGACAAAACAGAGCCACAGUCCCUGCCAAAGGUUAACCACCAGCCUCUCCAGCAAAUUCAGUUGCCUCAGAAUACAGCUAACCAGCAAGUACCAAAGCAGCAGCAGCCACAGGCACAACCAUUUUUUCCAAUUAUCAAUAAAAAUUCAUCACCUAAACAAGCAGCUAGUGGCCCUCUGAAUGUUGCACUAGGUCCUAAAAGCUGCAGAAGACGAUGGGGUCAGACUUUGGUAAAGGCUAUGGAUAGCUGGGAUGACUUGGAUGACCCUGAAUUUGGAAUGUCAUGUUCAAAGAAGCCUAGCAUUGCAUUGUUAAAAGAAAAGAAAAACAAGGAAUUUAUUUUUAGUGUGCCAGAACCAAAGCCUUCAUGCUAUAUCCAGCCAGGAGCGGAAAAUAAGGUUCUGAUGAGAAAUGAUUCUGGAAGAUCAAAUACAUCAGCAAAACAGUACUAUCUAAGACAAUCAAGAUAUCUACCUGGUGUAAACCCAAAGAGUGUCUCUUUAGCAGCAGUCAAUAGAGAAGGAUCACAAGGAACCUGGAACAACCAGUUGUUUUCUAAAUCGCUGGCACAUACUGGAGGAGGAUUGACUUUCAGGAGAAAUACUACAGAUGAGAACUUAAUUAUACCUAUUGAAAAGCUAUCAUGCAAAGAAAGGUUUAAUGAAAAAUUAGAAGAUCCAAAAGGAAAUCCUGGCUUUGUAAGUAGUGCUGCUUACAACCCAUCAGGAAUAUACACCUCGUCCUUCCAUAAAAAAGAAGUUGGCUCAGCUGGACAACGGAUACAGCUAGCACCUCUUGGUGCACCUGUAUCAGAUUUUUCCUGGAAAACCAAAGCUGCUCGUGCUCCAUUACCAGGUCCUACCUUCAACUCACCAGCAAAAAACAUGAGUAUCUUAACUUACCCACCAACAAUUCAGCGAGUACAUGGAAGAACAGACUGGGUAGCCAAAUAUGGAGGAAACAGAUAAAAAAUGCCAUCCUGUACAGAUACUACGUGCGCUGUGUUUGGUUCUCCUGCACUUGGAAACCUGAAAUGCCUAUUUGCUCUAACUUUUCUUAAGACUAUGCAAUAGUAAAGAAGAAAAAAAGACCUUGUGUUCUAUUACCUGUUAUAGUACACAUAUAAUACCAUGUAAAAUACUGGCUAUAAAGUAGGAUGUAAUGAAGUAUUGUAUAAUGCAUAUUGCCAAAACUACUAGAAGUAGAUUUCAUUUGACAUUUUUCUAUAGAUGAUCUCCUAUCCCUGUGCUCUUAAACACAACUGUUAUGGUUAUUCAUCCAGUGCAACAUCUACUGUUGGGAUAUGCUUGAAGCACACAAGCAGUUAGAAGUAGGGCUGAAGCAGAGCAGCACCAGGCUUCCAGGUGUUAGGCUGGUUCCUCAGCAGGAAGAUGAGAGUGAAGCACAGCUCCGGCUUUGUGAGGAAUACCAAACUCUCCUACAAGGAUUUCAGAACUCACUUGUAACUAAGAAUUACUCAGGGUCUGUAAGCUGCAAAUAUUCAUGUAGCAAUGAGAGCUUAAAUCCUUGUAGUGGGACAUAAGCAAUCCACUUAUAGAUACUACACAAGAAAACUCUAAAAACUUGGCUGAUACAUGGCUGUAGAAAGAUAUAGCAAUAUUGGAAAAUAGCUAAACAAGUACUGAAUGCUAGACUCAAGCUGUGAAGUGAAGCCUAACAAUUAGAUUCUGCUGUUAUAAUUAACUUAAUGCCAUUUUUGGUCAAAGACCUGUAGAGAUUUUCCUCUGUCCUGUCAAGGGAGUGUCACAGUGACCUUUUAAGAAGCCUGAAUCACUGUGGUCUGUCAGUCAUUUUAAGGGUGAAUAAUAAAACAAUAAAAUG
Messenger RNA from Manacus vitellinus (golden-collared manakin), 3123 nucleotides. RefSeq names its product male germ cell associated kinase (gene MAK). The coding region runs from base 285 to 2249 and encodes 654 amino acids. Gene Ontology annotation, biological process: intraciliary transport; cilium assembly; protein phosphorylation. Gene Ontology annotation, cellular component: cilium; cytoplasm; nucleus. The record is from RefSeq and is a predicted model, not a curated record. The transcript has 15 exons. Lineage: Eukaryota; Metazoa; Chordata; Aves; Passeriformes; Pipridae. Gene Ontology annotation, molecular function: ATP binding; protein serine/threonine kinase activity.